AUGGCCACGGCUGAGUGGCCCCGGCCCGGGUGGGCCUCGUGUCACAGCCCCAGCACCAACAACUGCCAGGACCUGGGCAACUCCAUCCUGUCGCAGCUGGGCCUCAUCAUCUGCGUUAACAUUGGCAUCAAUAUGGUGACACUGCUCUGGCGCAGACUCCGUAGCUUCUUACACCAAGUGUUUCGAGUUAUUUGUGAGAAAGAGGCUUCUAAGUUAUGCUCACCUGGGAAGCAGACCCAGCCCCCGAAGCAGAGCGCCCCUGCAGUCGGCCUGCGGUGCACCAUGGACCCUGUGAAAAUGACCGUGUUCCCCCCACCCACUCGCCGCCAUCGCCGUCGAGACUCUUCAGCACGCCGCGCCCACCGCCCCGUAGCCUGGGCCCCUGACAACGACAGCGAUGACGAGAAGCCCCCACUUCAGCACACAACAAUCUGCCCCCACAACUGGAAUUGCCCCAAGGACUGGGAAGGCUUUCAGUCCAUCCAGGGGUUCUGGACUCCCUGGGCCCAGGAUGCCGUGGCCACUACCCAGACCAUCCGCUUCCAGCAAACUGCAGAGGGAAGGCCGCUCAAAAGAGAGGCAGUCAGAGCUGGGCCUAGAGGCCUAUGCGUACCCUGUGAACCCCCGCCCCACAGCCCUCAGGCCCUGAGCCACAAGAACGGUUGCGGGGUGCCCCAGGCAGAACAGGAGCAGUGCCCGCCAGCCCAGCCACCCAUCCUGGGCCCGGCCCACGUUGCAGACAUCCCCCGGCGCCACUCCUCAGGGCGCGUAGCCUAUAAUGCCAGAGACGUGAGGCGGCAGCUGCGGGAGCUGACCAGGGAGGUGGAGGCCCUGUCCCACUGUUACCCCCCGGUCUCUGGAUCCAGCACGGCUGAGGGGAUGGGAAAGGCCUGGGUAUACCAUUCCCUGACAAAGAGGUGA
Molecule: messenger RNA, 921 nt
Organism: Lagenorhynchus albirostris (white-beaked dolphin)
Lineage: Eukaryota; Metazoa; Chordata; Mammalia; Artiodactyla; Delphinidae
Gene: SPEM1
Product: spermatid maturation 1
Biological process (GO): flagellated sperm motility; sperm individualization
Cellular component (GO): cytoplasm
Source: RefSeq, a predicted model, not a curated record